Molecule: messenger RNA, 748 nt
Organism: Nicotiana tabacum (common tobacco)
Lineage: Eukaryota; Viridiplantae; Streptophyta; Magnoliopsida; Solanales; Solanaceae
Source: RefSeq, a predicted model, not a curated record
UUUAUCAUCUUAUGCCACGAUUUUAUGUCACCCCUUCACACGUAGGUGGGUCUCAUUUUAGUAGUUUUCUUGACAUUGACUAAAACUACUCAACAUCCACAUAAAUUCUUUUUGGAAUUCUCUCCCAACUACUUUGGAACUUGGAAGUUAAAAAGCUAUGGAAGAAUAUCUACUGUCAGGGGAGAGUAGUAAUUCGGGUCGGACUCGGAGGAGGAUCGGUUCGAUAUUUGAUCGCAGAGACGCUAUUGCUCAUGGAUCAGCUUAUCAAAAGGCUGCUGCUUUGGUUGAUCUUGCUGAAGAUGGCAUUGGUCUGCCUGAGGAAAUUCUUGAGGGAGCGAGCUUUGAGAAAGCAGCAGAGUUGUACUUCAUAUUUACUCGUUUUGACUUCCUCUGGUCACUUAAUUAUCUCGCACUGGUCGUUCUAAACUUCUUUGAGAAACCAUUGUGGUGUUCCAAGCAUUUAGCUGAGUCUUGCAAUAACAGAGACUAUUACUAUCUAGGAGAGCUGCCAUUUUUGACUGGUGCCGAGUCCCUUAUAUUUGAGGGUGUCACUCUUCUGCUUCUUAUAAUACACAUUUUAUUUCCAAUAUCAUAUGAAGGCUUCAAUCUCUAUUGGAGAAGUCUUCUCAACAGAGUGAAGGUAUUUGGUACCAGUCCUUUAUGUUCUCUCCUUAUGAAUGGUGAUCUUUUUAAAAAAAAUUCAUACAUUUCGAUUCCUCCUUGUAAAGGAUAGCUUGUUUGUGAAGAU